AUGCUUAUGCCUUCAGUUUGCGCCAAUAUCCUCAAGAUAUCCAAAGAGGUUGUCAAGAUCACCGGAGAAGAUUCAAUCAAAAUAUACCUCGACAGCAACACCUUGAGCGGGAGGACGAUCGAGCGACACUUCUGCCGGAAUUGCGGCAGCCCUAUCCAAAAAAUUACGCCCAAGUUUCCGGACAUGACUGACGUGCAGAUGGGCCUAUUUGAUCGAAUCCCAAAGCCCGAGUUUGAAGUCUUUACGGAUCGCAAACAAACUUGGGAACCCGAGAACGAGUGGUCAAUUCCACAACAGUACGAGACGGUGCCAGGAUGGGCGAGCGGAAAUUGA
This is a messenger RNA of Exophiala spinifera, 333 nucleotides long. RefSeq lists its product as uncharacterized. NCBI's taxonomy places the organism in Eukaryota, Fungi, Ascomycota, Eurotiomycetes, Chaetothyriales, Herpotrichiellaceae. Gene Ontology annotation, molecular function: carbon-sulfur lyase activity. Bases 1 to 333 code for a protein of 110 amino acids. The record is from RefSeq and is a predicted model, not a curated record. The transcript has 2 exons.